Molecule: messenger RNA, 1953 nt
Organism: Pocillopora damicornis (cauliflower coral)
Lineage: Eukaryota; Metazoa; Cnidaria; Anthozoa; Scleractinia; Pocilloporidae
Biological process (GO): protein phosphorylation
Molecular function (GO): protein kinase activity; ATP binding
Source: RefSeq, a predicted model, not a curated record
AUGUAUGAAGAACAGUUUUCAAUAUCACCCCUACCCACCAACCCACCUCCAGACCCACCCCCUCUUGAAAGGAGGCCAUCAUUUACAAAACCAAAUCAGGCUCUGACAAGUCCUGCCUCUUCCCCACCCCCUGUGAAGGACAUUGGGGAGCAUAGGAGCCCAGAGAAUCCACCUAAAAGUGCACCUUUGAGUCCUGUUAGUCCUGUAAGUCCUGUCAGCAAGCAAGGUGUGGCAGUAGGGGGGCUACAGGAUGGGCCUGUAAAACCCAAAAGAAGUGCCCCACCACCUCCCCCUUGUGCUUCCAGUCCUCCACCGCCAAAGUCACCUUUGUCCCAACCUGUGACGCCUGUGAAGUCAGCUAGUCCUAGUCCUUCUCAAACAAAAUCUCAGCAAGUGUCAUCUCCAACUCUCAGUCCAUCUCCACAAAAAACUCAGUCAGUCUCAUCACCAAGCCCCAGUCCAUCUCAAUCAAAAUCUCAGUCAAAGUCUAAGCCAAGUAGAUCAUCCAGCUUCACUGAACCACAUGGUGCCGACACGGAUACGAACCCUGCAAAAAUGUCGUCUCCGAAAUCGACGAUCAGAAGGGCUUUUGCCAGCAUGAAAAAACUGGGGGGCAAAAGGAAACACAGACACAGUAAGACCAUAGAGAUUAGUGCUCCUAUUGCAGUGAAUGAUGAGGUGCCAGGCUUUUUGGAGCAGAAAGAGGCAGUGCGGCGUCGGACCUUUUCCGAAGUGAAGCCUCUACAAACCGAGAAGACCAGGGCGUCAGAGCCAGAUCAGGUUCAGCCUGCAGAAGCUAUUGCCCCUUCCGCUGAAUCGGUACUCCCACCUGCUACAGCUGAACAUGCUUCAUCUACCACUCCUCCCUCCACUGUGGAAUCACCAGCCAUUGAGGAAAGAUACGGCAAGAAAAGUUCUCCCAUUAUGCAGACCAAGCCAGGGAUUGGCUACCAGAACUUUCCUUUGUCAAAGGGAGGAGACACCCUGGAGCGUCCAAAAAAGCCUCCUCGCGUGGCCAAAGUUGUCAAACCAUUGCAGCACAACGAGCCGACGCCAGGUCAAGGUACCAACCAGCAAGAGGAAGAACCAACCUAUCUGCAACCCAAUGAAGAUGAGCUUACAAUCAAAGUAGAGACAGCGUUGGCCAAUUUGACUGAUGCUGAAAUCCUCGCUGAAGCUCUAUCAAGAGUGGAGCAAGAAUUACUUGGACCACUACCAGCCAUUCCUAGAUCCCGGCAGGUUCAUUUCCCAAGUGAAAAUUCCGAUGGCUCAAACACUUUUGCGGUUGGCAAACCAGAUCUCCCGAAGCGUCCCGUACGGGUCGUUUCCCCAACCCUCAUCAACGGGUCAGGGGACAGGGGCGAUUCCAGAUCUCGCCCCAGACUUCCCUCUAGGCCGCCAAACACAAAGCCAGCGGAACAGCCCAUGCGAGAACGAUCCCAAAGUCUAAGAACACAAACUUUAGACCGACAGAAACCCCCAGCUUUACGUAUCCGAAGUCAAUCGAUGACUGCGAAUGUCCUAGAGAAGCGCUACAAUAAGAUUUUGAAACUGCAGUUGCAAACGUUGGAGGAAAUGAUUCAGUCUUGGAGAGGGGAACUGCUGCCUGACCCAGAGCUAAACUUGUCUGAUACGCGGUGGUCAGACUACGAGCUCUGUGGUGAUGCUCUGAGCGUGCAAUGUCAUGGAGCUGUUCUUCUACCCGUGAAAUGUGCCAUGUUUUGGGAAGGAAACAAGAAGUUACUUGCUAAGGUGGAAUACCCGCUGCAUUCCAGAACUCGCUCUUCGGAACCUUCACCUAACCAGCAGGAUAUACGUGUAUGCGAGGCUCUGCCGUAUCACGUGAACAUAUCUCGAAUGCAAAAAGCUUUGUUAAAUACUGCACAAGCUGGCAAUGAUGGUGAAUAUAUGUGGUUUUAUUCUGCGUUGUUUACACAGUCUCAAGAUGCAUGA